This is a messenger RNA of Chroicocephalus ridibundus (black-headed gull), 2015 nucleotides long. RefSeq names its product coiled-coil domain containing 134 (gene CCDC134). Bases 104 to 793 code for a protein of 229 amino acids. Lineage: Eukaryota; Metazoa; Chordata; Aves; Charadriiformes; Laridae. The record is from RefSeq and is a predicted model, not a curated record. The transcript has 7 exons.
GCGGAGCGGGGAAGCGGCGGCGGCGGCAGCGGCAUGGCAGCGCGGCGGGCGUGAGCGCCCAUCCACGGCCCCGCUACCCGGCCCGCAGGCUGCGGCGGCCAACAUGGAUUUUCUCUUCAUCUGCCCCUUUCUGCUGGCGCUGCUGCUAUCCCGGGGCAGCUUUGCAGACCUGGAAAAACAGAAGGUGGACUCUGGCUUGGAAAUCUAUAAAAAGCUGUUUGAGGUGAAGCGCAAGGACCAGAUGAACGCGCUGAAGAACCUGAUUGAGCUCAACGAUGUCAACCAGCAAUACAAAAUCAUCGACAUCAUGCUCAAGGGACUCUUCAAAGUGCUGGAGGACUCCCGAGCUGUGCUCAUCGCUGCCGAUGUGCCUCCUGAUGGGCCUUUCCCUCAGGAUGAGAAGAUAAAGGAUGCGUACUCCCACGUGGUGGAGAACACUGCCUUCUUCGGGGACGUCGUCCUGCGCUUCCCCAAGAUCGUGCACCACUACUUUGACCGCAACUCCAACUGGAACAGCCUCAUCCGCUGGGGCAUCGGCUUCUGCAACCUGACGGGCGUGUUCGAGCAGGGACCUCACUCCCAGGUCCUGGGACUGAUGGCUCAGGAGCUGGGAAUCAGCGAGAAAUCAGCCGAUUACCGCAAUCCCUUUAAAACGGACCACUCUGAGUUUUUCCCCAGUGCUGACACCUUCCAGAAGGCACUGCGGGAGGAGGAGAAGCGGAGGAAGAAGGAGGAGAAGCGGAAGGAGAUCCGCAAGGGCCCGCGCAUCUCCCGCUCGCAGUCGGAGCUGUAGCGUGCGGGGACUCGCACCUCGCGGUGGGGGUGAUGCCACCGGGAUGUGGAGUGGCUCCCUCCCUCUUGGUGGCCUCGGGCCAGCGCCCCGCGGUCCCCUUUCCAUUUGUGCCGUGGGUUUUGUUUUGUUGCCUUUCCCUUUCGUUCGGCGGGUGGCGGUGCCGGUGGGUUGCCCCAGUAGGGCUGGGGGGAGCCGAAGUGGGGCACCCCACCCCCAGAGCCAAAGCACAGAUGGGAAGGCAGCAGGGCCGUCCCCUGGGCUGGCUGGGGCACUGCCACCCACGGUGGGGAAGGGCGAGGGGCACGCGCUGUGGCUGAGCCCCACAGGGAGCCCAGGGAACCCUCCCCUCCGCAGCACAGGGUGCCCCGCGCUGAAUGUGCCUCCUCUGUCGUGGGUGGGCCGGGGAGCUCAUCACACCAAACAGCCUCAUGAGCAAUGCUGCUUCUCUCAGUUUUAGGGUUUUUUUUUUGUUGGUUGUUUUUUUUUUUUUUGUUAAGCCGGUGAUCUCAUUGGCACCCCCCCACCCGGUUACACCUUGUCUGUGCCCAUCUGCUGCCUCUGCCGGAUCAGCUCUCCCCUCUUCCCAGCGGCUGUUUUACCAAGCAACAUGCGUUUCAUCAGCCAGCCGUAGUUGAAAAGGCCAGCGGCGCCGGUUCCUGGCCCGACAGCAUCCUGCUCUCCUGGGCGGCUGCCACGGGGCGUUUCCGCAGGGAGGCAAACGUGGUGAAUUUUUGGGAAGGAGGAAUUUCAGCUCUUGGCCCUCCUUGCAGAUGAUGGGUGCCCGUAGAGCAAGCCCUGCUGAUGCUGGAGGUGCUGGGGAACCAGCCCUGAACCCCCGUGAGCCUGUCCUGCACCCCAUGCCGUCCUGCCCCCAUCCCCCUGCUGUGGGGCUGAUCCUUUCUAAUUUAGUCCCCCAAACCCCAACCUGCUUACAGGCACAUGGGGACAGCAGGGCUGAAGCAGGGUGGGAGCCAACCCGUGGGCUGUGACCCUCUGUGGGGCGUCUGGGCUGCAGCGGGAAGGGAGGUGGGGGGCUGGCCCCCAGACCUGGCCUUUUCUCGUGGCUGCUGAUGAACUCAGAGCAGAGGAGGCUCUUGCAGAGGGACAGUCCCUGAGCAGCGGGUGCUCUGUGCCGGGCUGGGGGCACCGCGGCCUUCGGGAAACGGGAAAUGUCCUGAAUUUUUAAAUACGGACCCAGGUCUGUCUGGUGGGGGGGGUGGGG